AUGGCUUCGAUGAUUGAGGGUGAUCCACACGAAGUGGAGCAUGUUGAAGAUGAUCGGUUCCGAGGUGAAGGUAAAAUCGUGGACGAACAAGAUCGCGAAGAGCAUUUCGUUAAACCCCUUUAUACCUACUACUGUCAUUGCGGACAGAUGGCAAUGAUAAGUGAUACGCUGAUUGCACGAAUGCCCUUACGUAAACGCGAUCGCGCUCGAGUGAUCGAUCCGCAACGAACCGUCGCAAAAACUUUUUGUGAUAACGGUGAUACUGUUUACGUUCGAAGACCGGAAGGCUUGGAACAACAAUACCGAAAAAAUUGUCGGAAAUGUGGCAUACCAUUGUUCUAUCAACACCCAUUUAAUUUGAAAUUUGUUUUUAUAUUUGAUGAUGCUAUCUUAUCAGCACAGCAAGUUGGUGGCCUGAAAUUGGCAAAUGAAGAGCAGCACGUUAAAAAGGUGAUAAUGACGAAACACGUUAAGAAUCAAGGCAAAGUUGGUUCGGUGACUGUUUCAACAGUCGAGGAGGCUGAAGAUGAACUCGAAGCGCGCGAAAUUGCCGAAUCGUAUACGCUGAACGCACGCAUGAUUGAAUAUCAAAUGAAACGAAAAGGCAUGAGUAAGAAUCGAGUCGCUGAAGAGCUGAUCGAUGCUGAGAAGCGACGAAAUGCGAGUAAACGAGGAACACUCUUGUGA
Molecule: messenger RNA, 687 nt
Organism: Anisakis simplex (herring worm)
Lineage: Eukaryota; Metazoa; Nematoda; Chromadorea; Rhabditida; Anisakidae
Source: the annotation of a GenBank genome assembly